UUAAUUAUUUCAUUUGAUUAUUACCUUUAAAUUAAUAAUAAAAGAAAGAAAAAAUGAUGCAAUUUGAGAAAAUAGUGGAGAGAAUAGAGAGAGUAGCAUCAGAAAGUGCAGUAGUGAUAUUUAGUAAGAGUAGUUGUUGUAUGUGUCAUGCAAUCCAACGCUUAUUUUGUGGGAUGGGAGUUAAUCCAACGGUGCAUGAUUUAGAUUUAGAUCCAUGGGGUGAAGAUAUGGAGAAAGCUCUUAUGCUGCACCUCUCCACGCCCAAUCCUGUUCCUGUUGUUUUCAUUGGAGGUCAGCUAAUCGGUGCAAUGGAUCGUGUUAUGGCUUCUCAUAUUAAUGGCUCCCUUGUUCCUCUCCUCAAACAAGCUGGUGCUCUUUGGCUUUGAUCUUUUCUUUUUUGUUUUUUUUUUCUUUCUUUUUUUUUUUAAAAAAAAAAAUUAUUGGUUGGGGGUCCUACACUAAUUUAUAAUCUUUCAUUAAAAUAGGCCCGCCCGUCCAGCUGCGACGGUGGGUGAAUUAAGUAUGUUUGAGCUGAUUUUCCAUUUUCACAAAGCUCAUACUAAUUAAUUCGGCCUCAUUCAUAUUCUGUUUAAUUCUGAUCGUACAUUCUCCCAUUAUUAAUUUUUUUCCUAAAUUGGGAGACAUGUUCAUGGUUGAUACUAUUACACACAUUAGAGGACAUUUUUAUUUGUAGAGGAAGUGGAGAUUUUUUUUUUUUUUUUUUAUAGGAGUAUGGUUGAGGAUAAAAUUAAAACUUUUAUAAAUGGUGAAAAUCAAAUUCUUAUUAUAAGAUUAAAUGUAAAAGUAAUCGAGCACUAAACAACCCUUGAUUUUCGGAGUUUUUUAGGGGUAUUUUUCAUAUGUGUGUUUUUUUAUGUUUGGAUUUUGUAAGUUUUUUGUUUCGUUUUGGGUUUACGAGUUUUUUCUGGUUAUAUUUUGAUGGCAGGAUAGAGAUGAAUU
Molecule: messenger RNA, 960 nt
Organism: Amaranthus tricolor (Joseph's coat)
Lineage: Eukaryota; Viridiplantae; Streptophyta; Magnoliopsida; Caryophyllales; Amaranthaceae
Product: glutaredoxin-C3-like
Exons: 1
Coding region: 54-386 (110 amino acids)
Source: RefSeq, a predicted model, not a curated record